AGCCGAACGGAAGAGAAAACGCAAUUUUGCACGCUGCUACCCUCGUUUCAUGCUCGACUACCCCGGCGCCCAUCCAGCUAAGUGCUUUGUCUGGCUCGAAACUGUACGUUGAUAUUUCUUUGAUUUUGAUCGCUACGGGGUGUUUUUUUUGCUUCCCUUCCCGGGCUUCUGGGCCGUGAGAUGGACAGUCCCAAGAUCGGCUCCAGCGCCAGUUCGCAACGUCGCAGGCUUACCAAGAAGCCUCCGUCAGCAGCAGCGCACGACUUCUUCAGUGCCGGUUUCGACGGUCGUGUUGACGCCCGAUCUCUAGGAAGCAAACGAAGCUCGACCAGCUUGAGGCGGGCUCCCAGUGCCCCUUUUGGCCCUAGGACUCCCGCUUCGAACGCGUCCGAUUGCUCGCCACGAUUCCCCGCUGCACCCUCACCCGCUGUAUCGCUCGCGACAAACCGGUCGCACACCUCCCCCAUCCUUCCCGGCGGCGAGUCUGCGGCGCUGCUUUCCACGCCGCAAUCGCAUUCCACGUCUCUGCAGACCCGAGUUGACGCGCAGCAAUCACGACCCGUCCCGGCGAACAUCCUGCAACCCCUCAGCACCAAGACUUCGGACGAACUGAUUGGCGCUCCCUUUGACGGCACAGCGAUUCUCGAUCGCAUUGCCGCCACGAAAUACCCCGUGCAAGCCAGUAACGUCGACAACAAUAACAACAACGGCAGUGGCCUCGACAAUACCAACUACUACCACAACCAAGCGGAGCGCCCUCCUUCUAAACUACUGACACUACGCGCGGACCCCGGGACGCGAACCAUGGGACACUCUCCCCCGCCCCUCCGCCAGUCGGCGACCUUCCCGGCCGGCGAUCUCCCUACUUUGAACGAGAAAGCUGGCGCAUCCAAAGUGGACGGCACAGCCCUGAUCAAGCGCUACUCAGACGAGUCCAAGGAGAGCAAGCUCCCGAGCGUGCUCAGAAAGAAAUCGGGCUUCUCCGGCUUUAUGAACAGUUUGGUGGGGUCACCGAAGAAGCCGCUGAUCUCUGCACCAGAGAACCCAGUCCACGUUACACAUGUCGGUUAUGACAGCUCGACGGGCCAGUUUACGGGGCUGCCGAAAGAAUGGCAGCGCCUGAUCAACGAGAGCGGCAUCACCGAGAAGGACACACGUGAACAUCCCCAGAUUCUUGUCGACGUCCUGACUUUCUACAAAGAGACCCAAGAAAAGCCGCAAGAGGACCAGCAAUUGGAGAAGUUCCACGAUGCGCGAGCAGCAGAUUACCGUGGCCUCGCCACUACCCCGUCAUCCGCGACGCCAAUUCCUUCUCCCGGCCUACUGCAAACCGGCUAUGGUGCCAUGUCACCACUGAUCAGCCCGCCUGCAAGCCCGAGGUUUCCCAAUGUUACUCAUGAGGGCAGCUUUGAGAAUCCCCGAGCUCCGCCUCCGGUUCCCAAGGGACCGGUGUCCAACCUCAUGCCUAGCCGGCCGGCGCCGAAGGCUCCAACAAGCUUAGCGUCAAGAGCCUACCCGGCAAAGGACUCGGGGAUCGGUAUGCAACCACACGGGGACGAUGUUUCACCUUCGUACCUACCUCCAAAAGACAACGUUCCGAUGUUGCCGGAAGAGCAUAGGUCGAGGUCGAGAUCCAAUUCACGAGCCAAUGGCACUUCGCCCUAUCUACCCUCCCAACCGUCCCCGUCCAUCACCUCCCCGUCUAGCCAAGCAGCAGUUUACCAGCAGCAGUUGUUGCAACACCAGCAGGAACAGGCAAUGGCCCAGGCGCAAGCGGCUAUGACUGGCCAACUAGGGCGACAAGCGAGCAAGCGGCAACAACCCACUCCGCCAACGUCGCAGCACCAGUACCCACAGCAAGGUGACCCGAACGGAGCCAAUCGGAUGCUGCAGGCUCAGCAAGCUAGGCUUGCGCAACCGGGCUCGAGGCCGCGACACAGACCACGACAGAGCAAUGCCGUUGACGUGGUCACCGCCCUGAAGAGAAUAUGCUCCGAGGGUGAUCCGAGGGAGGUCUACCGCGGGUUCACGAAGAUCGGCCAGGGCGCUUCCGGUGGUGUGUACACGGGUCAUGAGAGGGGCACCAAUCGGUUGGUGGCCAUCAAGCAGAUGAACUUGGAGCAGCAACCUAAGAAGGAUCUGAUCAUCAACGAGAUUCUGGUCAUGAAGGAGAGUUCGCACCCCAACAUUGUCAACUUCAUCGACAGCUACCUGUGUGGUGGCGAAUUGUGGGUUGUCAUGGAGUUUAUGGAGGGUGGCAGCUUGACCGACGUCGUGACCUUCAACAUCAUGACCGAGGGGCAGAUUGCCUCCGUGUGCAGGGAGACCCUUCUUGGCCUGCAGCACCUGCACUCAAAGGGGGUUAUCCACCGCGAUAUCAAAUCGGACAAUAUUCUGCUGAGCAUGGAGGGCAACAUCAAGCUGACCGACUUUGGCUUUUGUGCGACCAUCAAUGAGGCGCAGAACAAGCGUACAACCAUGGUCGGCACGCCGUAUUGGAUGGCGCCGGAGGUGGUUACGCGAAAGGAGUACGGCCGCAAGGUGGACAUCUGGUCACUGGGCAUUAUGGCAAUUGAGAUGAUCGAGGGCGAGCCGCCGUAUCUGACCGAGUCACCGCUGCGUGCGCUGUGGCUGAUCGCCACGAACGGGACUCCGAAGAUCAAGAACGAGACGGAGCUAUCGCCUGUCUUCCGCGACUUCCUAUAUUUCGCGCUCAAAGUUGACCCCGAGAAGCGGGCAAGCGCUCACGACCUCUUGCGGCACGACUUCAUGAAAGAGUGCGUCGACUUAUCCCAGCUCGCACCCCUGGUUCGAUUAGCACGUGAAGCCAAAGCGCAAGAGAAGGCCCGCAAGGGGCAAUAG
Chaetomium strumarium is the source of this 2862-nucleotide messenger RNA. RefSeq lists its product as uncharacterized. Gene Ontology annotation, cellular component: cytoplasm. NCBI's taxonomy places the organism in Eukaryota, Fungi, Ascomycota, Sordariomycetes, Sordariales, Chaetomiaceae. The coding region runs from base 181 to 2862 and encodes 893 amino acids. Gene Ontology annotation, molecular function: ATP binding; protein serine/threonine kinase activity. The transcript is spliced from 4 exons. Gene Ontology annotation, biological process: intracellular signal transduction; protein phosphorylation; regulation of MAPK cascade. The record is from RefSeq and is a predicted model, not a curated record.